Molecule: messenger RNA, 2526 nt
Organism: Daktulosphaira vitifoliae (grape phylloxera)
Lineage: Eukaryota; Metazoa; Arthropoda; Insecta; Hemiptera; Phylloxeridae
Gene: Sp1
Product: transcription factor Sp9
Exons: 4
Coding region: 380-2131 (583 amino acids)
Biological process (GO): regulation of transcription by RNA polymerase II
Molecular function (GO): DNA-binding transcription factor activity, RNA polymerase II-specific; RNA polymerase II cis-regulatory region sequence-specific DNA binding
Source: RefSeq, a predicted model, not a curated record
UGUAGCCCGCACGUCGGUCAGGCUGCCACCCGUGCUCCUCUCGCGGUGCCAGUCUACACACAUUACCCGGUUUGGCAUUACCGUCGCUACAGUCCCGCUCUACUUCGGUCCAUACUUCGGAAAAAAUCACAUUAGAGUGUUCAGUAAUUCGUUCCGACGCGUUUUCUAUUGUACUCGUUAGAAAAUAUUUUCUAAUAAAAAACACCUUCCGAGUUAUUCGAACACUAUUAUGGUCUCUACCGUCUAUAAUUUAUUCAGUUAUCUUUUCAACGCCGAAUUGUCGUUUGCGUUAAUUGUUGGACAUCAGUGCAUCUGUUGAUAAGAACAAAUUGAGUUUAUUCAAGUUAUUCCGAAAGAACAACACUUGUAAGCUGACAACAUGUUGGCCGAUUAUCCAAUUUCUCGGGUUGCCGGAGGACCAUUGUACAACACUUCAGUAGUCCCGGAUUUCCAAAGUGCCCUGACCGGCAAAUCAUGCAACGAAGGAUGGCCUACCGAACAAGAAAUAAUGGAACAUCCAGGUCUGAGGAACACGCCAUUGGCCAUGUUGGCCGCCCAAUGCAACAAACUGCAAAGCAAAUCUCCACCACCUCUAGCGGAUGCCGCGGUCGGCAAAGGAUUCUAUCCUUGGAAGAAAAGUCCACAGCAACAGACCAAUGACAUGUCUGGUUCGCCGCUGCAGCAACAACAUCAACAACAGUGCCAGCAAAGAAUCCCCGCGUCCAGUGCAGCCGAAUCACCACGUCCUGUAGUCACGUCUACGUCGUCGGCUCCGUCAACGCCGAUACCGACUAGCGCGGGAUACCCGCCGCCACCGACUCACCAUAGCAACAUCUACUUUGGAGGUGGACAUCAGACGCUAACCGAUAACAACGGUCACCAUCACCAUCAGAAUCCAUUGCUCGGCAAAGUCGAUAAUCACAGUGCUUUGUACGGACGUCAUCCAUACGAAUGGCCAUUCAACUCCAUGAGUACCGCCGGACACCACGCGCCGGCCAUCAAGACCGAAUCGGUAAAUCCUGCUUGGUGGGAUGUACACGGAAGCGGAUGGCUUGAUAUGAGUGGAGGUAUGCACGCUCAAAUGGCUAAUUAUGCCGCUCAAUCGGACUACUCUACGCUAAGCCAUUCAUUAGCUGCAUCCAAUACAGCUCAUCACUUGUUCUCGGCCAACCAACACUUUUUACAAGACACUUACAAGUCUAUACUACCCGGUGCUCAAGCAUCUUUCGGUCUCGGCCAUCAUCACCAUCCUUCGGCGGUCACUUCUUCAGCAUCUGGUACAUCGCCCGGCUCAGCUGCCGUAGCAGCCGUAUCGGCAGCUUACAACUCAACAGCACAAACGCCUUCACCGCGUACUCAGCGUCGGUAUACCGGCCGUGCUACCUGUGAUUGUCCUAAUUGCCAAGAAGCCGAACGACUCGGUCCGGCCGGCGGGCACUUGAAGAAAAACGUACACAGUUGUCACAUACCAGGAUGUGGCAAAGUCUAUGGAAAGACGUCUCACUUGAAGGCCCACUUACGCUGGCAUACGGGUGAACGGCCGUUCGUAUGUAACUGGUUGUUCUGCGGUAAGCGAUUCACUCGGUCGGAUGAGCUACAGCGACACUUGCGUACCCACACUGGAGAAAAACGUUUUGCGUGCCCAGUAUGCAACAAGCGCUUCAUGCGGUCUGACCAUUUGGCCAAGCACGUUAAGACACACAAUGGUAACAACGGAAGUAAAAAGGGAAGUAGUGAGUCAUGUUCGGAUUCGGAAAAUAGCCAAAGUGCGGCUGAUGGAUCUUCACCGCAUCACCAACAUCAACAGCAGCAACAACAGCAACACGGACAGCACCACCAACAACAACAACACGGUGUGCCGCCGCCACCGGCUUUACACAACAUGGCCGACAUGGUCGACGUUAAACCACCCGCCGGUAUGCCCGGAUCGGGCGCCGGUCUGGUCCGUUGGAGUCCCGUUGUCAGUUCUGUCGGUUCGGUGAUGCCCCUUUCACCGCCGUCUUCGCAUGUUCCCCCUCCGUCAUCGUUCAUGCCUGUCCAACAACAACAACAACAACAACAGCACCAAAAGGACCAGAAAAACUUUUGUUGGAACAAAGAUCCGAAGAUGUACCAGGAGAAACUAGAAUGACUAUCACCGUCGCAGGCGGCCGUCUCGUACUAUCACAGCAACAACAUGAUGCUGAUGCAGCCGCCGCACUCAGUUUUCUAGUCUGUAGUAAAAAAUAAUUACACCGAAUUUUCGAACGAAAUUUCGGUUGGACAAUUGGGAAGAACUGUGUUUCAAUAGCUUGUAAAUUAUUUUUAAAUUAUAUCGUUAUUUAUAAGUAUGUUAAUCUUGAACAGUGUUGUGCUAAAAAUUAGAAAAAAAAUUAUUCAUUGACAGUUCGCGUCCGUUAAUGCCGCUUGAAUUGUUCGAGUUUAUUUAAUAUUUUUAGUUCUUUCAUUUACAAUACUGUAAUAACAAACAUUACAAAUAUAUUAUAGUUAUGGAUCAUUAUUGUUGUAAAUAUGAAAUGUAANAUA